CCACCAUGUCCCAUAUCUCAGACCACCACGAAAGGAAAGGUACCCCGUUGACAUAUAUGGAGAGUGACGAAGAAACGGAGACGUUGCGCAACUAUGGGCCCAGUGACAGGAUCCUUUACAAGGAUCGUACGGAGAAGGAGAGGCGCAUCAUCCGCGCUUUCGUGCGUUACGACAAUGAUAGAGAACACGAUAGUAGAAGGGAUCUUAUUAAGCGCUACAUAUGUGGUUAUGGCACCGUCGAGAAAGCAAUACGCAAUACGUAUGGAGACGUCCUAUCUGAAGACAGUAAGUAUCGACGUGAAAGAUUUUGGGCUCUGCGAAACGAGGACGAUAUGAAGGCCACAACCAAAGGCCGUACGGUGAAAAGAGGACGCGAAGGCUCAGCGGACUCCGUCUCAGAGAUAGAAGAAAUCAUCCAAACCCCGAGACCCAAACGAACAUGCACAACGCAAAGAAAGGAUGAAGAUUCCGAGCCUGUAACGCGGGCUACCGCUGGCACCAAUCGCAGCACCAGAUCUACAAUGCGCCCCAAGCCACAGACUACGGCUUCGACCUCCAACAAAAUCAGAGCCAAGUCCCCCGUGCUGCCCUCCAAGAAGACUGGCAACGACGCCGAGCUCCUGCGCUUCCUCCAAGCAGCCGAAUUGCCCGACAAAACAGCCAGUCUCCUCGAUCGGGAAGGGAUCUCGACCAUCGACGACCUCAAGUUCAUCAAGAAUGUGAAGCAAUCUUCUCGGGAGGAGAUCAAAAAGAGUCUGAUGGCGGCAGGUGGAUUUUCCAGGUUGCAGUGGGUGAGAUUUGAGGCUGCGUUGGAUAGGUUAUGACUUCGCAUAAGGAUGUUGGGUUGUGAUCUACUCGUACAGUAUACAGUAUUUCUUGCCACCCGUUCUCUCUCUGGACUAACUUAGUCCUGUGCCGUGACUCUGCGUGCUGUUGUUCUUGUUCCCGGAGUCUUCUCCGUUUUUUUUUGGUCUCCGCCAUUUAAUGUCUGCUUUUCUUGCUCUACCAUGAUAUUCUCGCACCUGCUUUGUUUACUCUUCGGACUACGAUGUGUACCUCUCUCAGCGUAUCAUAUCCUCUGAUUCAUAUUGUCC
This is a messenger RNA of Stereum hirsutum FP-91666 SS1, 1094 nucleotides long. RefSeq lists its product as uncharacterized. Lineage: Eukaryota; Fungi; Basidiomycota; Agaricomycetes; Russulales; Stereaceae. The transcript has 6 exons. The record is from RefSeq and is a predicted model, not a curated record. The coding region runs from base 6 to 824 and encodes 272 amino acids.